AUGACUUCUACAACUGUUAUCCAGCAUGGUCCGUCUCCAGAGGAUGACUUCGGCCUUGAAGCGAUCGCUCAGCAUAACGCUGCGGUGGUGUCGACUGAGCAGUUCCCUCCUUAUCAGGACGACGGCAAAGGAUUGGGUAUCCAUCACGACGGCUACACUCCAUACGGCGACUCACCAGCAUACUACCACAACCCACCUACACCACGCAGCAACACAGCCAGCGAGGGCGUACGAACACGUUCGGGUCGCUCCACACGUGGGCGCACCGACUCACCCUUCGACAAUGGCCGCAUCAGUAAGUCACCAGCCGCCCGCACCAAGAAGGACAAGAAGUCCAAAGUCGACAAGUCCAAGAUGCCCAAGAUCACAGCUCCUCUUUCAGUCCUGACCAAAGACCUCUCCGUGCCUCUGAAGGACAUGGACGAGUGGGUGCAUCGUUCGGCAGAGACACGUCGCGCUGAGGUCGAGAGGCGCAAUGGCUAUGUCACUCGGCCGAUGAACAGCUUCAUGCUAUAUCGAUCUUGCUAUGCUGAGCGUACCAAAGCCUGGUGUACGCAGAACAAUCAUCAAGUCGUCUCCAGUGUGAGUGGUGAGAGCUGGCCAAUGGAGCCGACUGAAGUGCGACAGCAAUUCGAGGAGUGGGCGCGCAUCGAGCGUGAGAAUCAUGCCAAAGCUCACCCGGAGUAUAAGUUCUCUCCGUCGAAGUCCAACAAGCGGCGAAAGGGUGAUAUGACUGACGACGAGGGUGAUGAAGUCGCAUCGAACCUGGACAUGGAUCCGGAUGGUGAGUAUCAUGCCGGAGGUGCAAGGACACGAUCCAGGCGAGCAGCAGCACAACAGGCGGCAGCGCAGGCAGAUAUGGUGCCGUUGAACGCAACAUAUGGUUUCGACUCCCAUCCAUACUUUGCGCAGCAGAUCCCGUCCGGAAAUGAGCAGAGCCAGUACCAGUAUGCCAAUCCCGGACGACCACUACCAAGCAACGUCGCCUACGAUCACCAAGGUCUCAUCUACAACCCCCAGACCGGCGGCUACAUCCAGCAAGCAACAUACCAGCAUCCUCAGUUCCCAUAUGUCCAGGAUAUCCGAGGUGUGCGCAUACCUAUGCCUCAACAGCACCAACAGCAGCCACAACAUCAGGCACAGCACCAGCAAAGUGUUGGCGGGUACGGUCUUCCAGGCGGUAUGACGGCUGAAGAACUCUUCGUCAAUACUUCUCGCACCAGCACGCCAGCCAUGCAGCAGUAUGCAACGAAUGCCUACGGCCAGCCGAUGUACCCACAGCACACCACGUCCCACACACCGCAGCCAUCGUACUCCGCUGCACCAUAUGUUCAGAAUCCGAUCCAGCCUGAGCAACAGCUCACCACCCAACAAGCCUAUGCUGAGCAUCAAGCUUAUCUGCAAGCUGCUGCCCAGCCACAAACAGCCAUCGAUCCCAAUCUCGAAGCGGAUUUUAGGAAGAAUGAUGGAGCUGCUGUGGUAGUCGAUCAUUUUGGUGAAGCGAUUGGUGAUAUGGCUAAUGAUGACCUGACUGGGUUGUUCUAUAGCCAGGGUGAGACGACUGGUCCAGUGGAUGCGAAUGGGAUGCCGACGUCGUGGAGUGUGGGUGAGGGUAUGCAAUGA
Molecule: messenger RNA, 1623 nt
Organism: Recurvomyces mirabilis
Lineage: Eukaryota; Fungi; Ascomycota; Dothideomycetes; Mycosphaerellales; Teratosphaeriaceae
Exons: 2
Coding region: 1-1623 (540 amino acids)
Biological process (GO): regulation of transcription by RNA polymerase II
Cellular component (GO): nucleus
Molecular function (GO): RNA polymerase II cis-regulatory region sequence-specific DNA binding; DNA-binding transcription factor activity, RNA polymerase II-specific
Source: RefSeq, a predicted model, not a curated record